This is a messenger RNA of Fusarium vanettenii 77-13-4, 789 nucleotides long. RefSeq lists its product as uncharacterized. Gene Ontology annotation, cellular component: ESCRT II complex. The record is from RefSeq and is a predicted model, not a curated record. Bases 1 to 789 code for a protein of 262 amino acids. Lineage: Eukaryota; Fungi; Ascomycota; Sordariomycetes; Hypocreales; Nectriaceae. Gene Ontology annotation, biological process: protein transport to vacuole involved in ubiquitin-dependent protein catabolic process via the multivesicular body sorting pathway. The transcript has a single exon.
AUGUCCCGCAAAGGCGUCGGCCUCGCCGCCUUUGACCGCUCCCGCCUAACAUCCGCACACUACGCAUCCCACGGCUCCUCCCUCCGCGCCAGCAACGCGCAAGCCCUCGAGACCCAGCUCGCCGUCUUCCGCUCCCUCCUCCAACAAUUCGCAAACACGCACGCCCGCGAUAUCCGUUCCGACCCAGCCUUUCGCGCCCAGUUCGCUCGCAUGUGCGCCGCCAUCGGUGUCGAUCCCCUCGCGAGCAGCAACAACAACACAGAAGGAGGAGGGGGCUCGUCUUCUAUUUGGGCGCAGUUGCUUGGCAAGACGGUUAAUGAUUUCUACUUUGAGCUUGCUGUGAGGAUUGUAGAGGUUUGCGGUGCUACAAGGGGUGAGAAUGGUGGGCUUAUUGGGCUUGCCGAGUUGAGGGAGCGUGUUGCUGCUGGUCGCAUGGAUGGUGCAGACCCCAUAGCCGAUGACGACGUUCGCCGCGCUGUGCAGACCCUCGCGCCCCUCGGUGGUUCCUACGCAGUUGUUAAAGUCGGUCGCAAAGAGUAUAUUCGGAGUGUGCCCCGCGAGCUCAACGACGAUCAGGUCGCUGUCGUCGAGGCAGUUCAGGUCUUGGGCUAUGUGAGCGUGGGCAUGCUGAGCGAUAACCUGGGCUGGGACCGCGCACGAGCAAAGACCGUUAUCGAUGAUCUUGUUGCUGGAGGGAUGCUGUGGGUGGACAAGCAGACAAAGGGCGAGUGGGAGUACUGGAGUCCAGGCUUCAUGGCCGACGCAGGUGGUGCCGAGGAGGGAGGAUGA